CAGAGAUAAUUUUUUUUUCACAGAAGAGUCUCUGUACGUCGGUCUUCUUCACAGGAAAGCCCUCCCUUUUCUCUGCCUGGCGGGUGUGGAAGUCUCGCCGUGGAGCGGUUGUCACACAGGCCGCGGAUCGGGUCUUGUUGCUGGGAGGAGACCAUUCAGACUCCCUGCUAGCAUUAUUAGCUGGCUAUGAUGCGUCGCUGCUGCUGGUGUAUUUUCUACACAGCAGGCCACUGUACAGCGAGGCAGGUCCUUGGUUGAUUGUUUACCCCGACGGAACUGAAGGGCGACGUGGAUAUACACCACACCUUUCAAGGAUGGAUGUUGAUUUUUGUGCUGGUGGGGACAGUACCAGGAGAAAAGUGGAUUUGGCUGGGGUUGCAGAAGGCACGAUGGAUGUUGUACCAUUGGAGAUGUAUGACUCUGCCAGAGCAAAAAUAGCUGCCAACCUGCGGUGGCUGUUUGCUAAAGCCUAUGGCAUUGACCAUAUUCCAGAGGAUUUAAGGGACCCGUUCUACACAGACCAGUAUGACCAGGAACACAUAAAGCCACCUGUCAUCCGCCUACUGCUGUCCUGUGAGCUCUACUGCCGUGUCUGCACCCUCAUCCUCAAGACGGAGCAGGCAGCUUCUCUUCAGUCCCACCUGUCUGUCAUCCAGGCUCUGUCCAGGAAGGGCAUUUAUGUGGUGGAGAGUGACGAUACGCCCGUCACAGAGGGAGACCUGGCCUGUGUGCCUAUCAAAAUGAGUGCUCACAUGCCGAUGAUCGAUGCCCUGAUGAUGGCCUACACAGUGGAGAUGAUCAGCAUCGAGAAAGUGGUGGCUUCUGUCAAGCGCUUCUCUACCUUCAGUGCCUCCAAGGAGCUGCCCUUUGACCUGGAGGACGCCAUGGUCUUCUGGAUCAACAAGUUGAACAUGAAGAUGAGGGAGAUUACAGAAAGGGAGCAUAAAGUCAAGCACCACCCGCUGGAGUCCCCAAGCCACCAAAAGGUGCGGUAUCGUCGGGAGCACGCUUCAGGCCGUCAGCUGCCCUUCUUCCCACUGCUGGAAGACCUGAUGAGGGACGUUUGUGACGGAGCUGCACUGCUCACUGUGGUCAACUACUACUGCCCAGACCUCAUGAAACUGGAGGAUAUUUGCCUGAAGGAAGUUCCCUCCAUCGCUGACAGCCUGUACAACAUCCAGCUGCUCAGAGAGUUUGCCAAUGAGUAUCUGAACAAAAGUUUCUAUCUGACAACAGAGGACAUGCUCUACUCGCCGCUUGUGCUCAAGCACAAUGUGAUGGUGUUCAUUGCUGAACUCUUCUGGUGGUUUGAGACUGUCAAGCCAGAGUUUGUCCAGCCCAGAGAUCUGCAAGAGUUUAAAGAUGCUCGAGCCAUAGCUCAGCCCAAGAGUGCCCGUCCAUCAGUGCCCAUCUCCAACGCCACCAAGCGCAGCUUCCUGGCCAGCCCUGGCGUGGCCGAUAACCAGAGCAGCCCUGAAGUCUGUAACAGGUACUUCCUGCACCCUGAAGACUCUGACCCCCUUAAAGGGGGUCCAACCUUCAGUCCUUCCCACCCACUUCUGCCCCUGCGACAGAGACAGCAGAAGCAGCAAGGAGAGGAAGGUGCAGGUCUGAGAAACCGUUCAAACUCUCUGACUCAGAUGGACGGACAACCCCGAGGCUCUGUUGUUGCAUGGCCCGACAAGAGGCAGAGACCACUGUCCACGCUGAGCCCCUACAUGUUGCAUUCAGCCACAGACAGUGACGUAGACAUGGCCUCUGGUGACAGUGUGAGUCUGGCUCGCUCCAUAAGUAAGGACAGCCUGGCGUCCAACGUCAUCAACGUCACACCCAAGCACCAGACUUCUGUCCACCAGCCCUCACAGGCUGCGAUGCGCAGAGUCAACGGCCACGGCAUGCUCGCCAAUGUCAGCGCUGAAGGUGAGGAAGAAACUCUGAUGGCAGUCGCAAGGACUGACGUUCCCGCCACCCCCAAACGGGUAGAUGGGACACAAGCAACUGCCACUGUGGGAUCCAAACCUUCCAGUGACUCCAAACCUGCACCAGAUAGCUUUUACCUAGAACCACUGAUGCCUGCCGUGCUCAAAACGGCUAAAGAGAAGUCUGUAUGCCUAAACAAGGAGGAGGAGAGUGGUGAGGGGCCCCGCUCCUCAGGAAGGGGCUCUUUACGCCGAGGAGAUGGAUCUACAUCAGCUGUUCGUAGGAAAGCACCCUGCAGCCUAAACCAAACCUUUACCCCUCCAGGUGAGGAGGCAGACUUGUCAGAGGAGCCUCCCCAGGGUCAAGCUGGUUUCAGGCCCACUGUCACUAGCAGUGUGGAUCCCUCAUCCACAGAGCCAGCCGGGGGUUUCUACCUGCAUUCAGAUUCUGAAGAACCAAAGUCUGGCCAGGGCGUGGAGGCUGAGCUUGAAGACCUGGAUGAGGAGGAAGAGGAUUUGGAUGAAGCAGUUACCACUAAAGACCCCAACUGGUCCAGGAAAGCCUUCAAUGAGGAAGAUGAAGAGGAGGAGGAAUCAGCCAAACUCCAAGAGGAUAUGAAUGUGAAAGAGCAUGAGGACAAAGAUACGAAUGGUGGCAGUGGUCGUUCCAGCCCCUGUCUCAGCGCUCACUCCCAGGCCAGCAGCAUGGCCAGUGGCAGUGUGCGCAUGACCUCCUUCGCAGAGCGCAAAGCCCAGCAGCAGCGCUUCGGCAGCAACCAUGACCUACGCUCCAGUGCCUCCAGCUCCCAAAGGACCACCCCAGAUGGAUCAGAGAGCAGCGGGCCCCUGGCGUCCUCCUGGAGGCUUAAAAGAGACCAGAGUCCCUCCUCACCCAUGGGAGGAUGCAAUCGUACAGUGGAUGGUGGUACGAAUGUGCUGGCUUCUGAAAUUGUCCAGCUCCAUAUGCAGCUGGAGGAGAAGCGACGUGCCAUUGAGCACCAGAAGAAGAAGAUGGAAUUGCUGUCGGCGAGGCAGAGGCAGAAGCUGGGAAAGGCAGCUUUCCUGCACAUAGUAAAGAAAGGUGGAGGCAAGAGCGACACAUUACCCAACCCACUUAAAGCUGACAUCUCAAAAGAUGAGCUCAAUGGGGGAAAAGGACCAUCAAGUAAAGAUGAUAUGUGUGUUGAUGCCCUGAGGGGAGACAAAGAGGUGGAGGGAACCACCCCACCAGGUGCCUUAGACGCAGACAAGAAAGGAAACAGUGGAAGCUUCUAUCUAGAAGAAGAGUUGGACCUGAACGAGUGCAGCCGCUCCAUCGAGCUGCUGAACGAAGCCAUCGGCAGCAUCCAGCAGCAGAUGAUGCAGCUGUCACUGCAGCAGGACAUGUUGAUGAAACAGAAUGUACAGUCCUCCCCGAGUGCAACUCCACCUCCCCCUGUCACCACUGACAAAAACAGUGACUCUAAGGCGGGCACAAGCUUUCAUUAUGUGGAGCACCUCUCUGGCACUGGCACUGCCCCCACCAGGAAACCCCCCAAGCUGAGCUCAGGCCGGGGGUCCAGGUCCAAACCAUCAGAACUAAAAAUAGCCAAGGAGCAAGGCCGGCAGGCCUCCAGGACCCUCACUCCUACCCAGAGUGGGUCAGAGACAUUACCACAUCCAAGGCAGUUAGGUGGGGGCAGGUCCCCCAGGGUGGAGCAGCCCGACAGCCCAAAAAAGCCAACAUCAGGAGAGACAAUCGACAGGCCUGGCGCUGGCCACAUUCGGAGCGCCACCUUCCGGCUUCAUGACGACGCGAACCUGCGCCUGCCGACCCGAGUGGACCUGUCGGCAGUGACUGCCCCUGAAGUGUCCUUCGACGAGUGCCUGUCCAGCACCACUGGAGAGUCUGAGCUCAAUUCUUCAGACAGUUCAGGGAAAGAGAACAUACCAUCAGAGGAGGUGCAGCGCAACAAAUCCCACCUGAUUGAAGUUGAUCUGUCGGAGCUGAAAGCGGAAGAGGAGAGCGCCGAGGACAAAACGACAGAAGAAGGUGAAGGAGAGCAGAAGUCAGUCAUGGGCUUCUUCUUCAAGGACGAGCAGAAGGCAGAGGAUGAGCUUGCUAAGAAAAGAGCAGCGUUCUUGCUGAAGCAGCAGAAGAAAGCUGAGGAGGCUCGACUCCGCAAACAACAACUAGAAGCAGAAUCUGAGCUGAAACGAGAUGAAGCAAGGCGGAAGGCAGAGGAGGACCGGCUGCGUAAAGAAGAGGAGAAGACGCGGCGGGAGCUGAUCAAGCAGGAGUAUCUGCGGAGGAAGCAGCAGGAGAUGUUUGAGGAGCAAGGCCUGGUGAAGCCCAAAACCCCCAAACCGAAGCAGAAACACAGACCCAAGUCUGUCUUCAGAGAGGAAUCCUCAAGUGACAAUUUAUCUAAGUGCUCUUCCACACCUGACAACCUGAGCAACGCCCAGUCAGGCUCCAGUCUGUCUCUCGCCUCGGCCGCAACCAACGAGGCCGACAGCGUCAACUCUGGAGGAGCUGGUUCCCAGCGCUGUGACUCUGUGGAGUCGUUUCCAGGCAGCCGUAACAGUCGAACUGCAGAAAGAGACUGGGACAACGGCUCCACUGCAUCUUCCAUCACCUCCAUGGCUGAAUAUACUGGUCCCAAACUAUUCAAGGAGCCCAGCGCCAAGUCAAACAAGCCAAUCAUCCACAAUGCAAUCUCUCACUGCUGCCUGGCUGGCAAAGUCAACGAGCCCCAGAAGAACCAGAUCCUAGAGGAGUUGGAGAAGUGUGAGUCCAACCACCUGAUGAUCCUGUUUCGUGAUGGCGGCUGUCAGUUCAGGGCGCUCUACUCUUACUUCCCCGACACCGAGGAGAUACAGAAGCUGACGGGCACCGGACCCAAGAGCAUCAGCAAGAAGAUGAUUGACAAGCUGUACAAGUACAGCUCAGACCGAAAGCAGUUCACCGUCAUUCCUGCCAAGACUGUGUCAGUCAGCGUGGACGCCCUGACCAUCCACAACCACCUGUGGCAGGCCAAGAGAAGUGCUGUGCCAAAGAAAAGUGUAAAAUAGCAGACCGGAUUUUUAACCCUCUAUCAUCCAAAUCAUCUUAUGCCCAUCUUGCUUGUGUCCUGAAUAGACUGCAUUGAUGCUCACAGCCAAGCUCUCCGCCAUGCUCGGUCUGGAAACCUACUCAGGAGAGGCCACAUCCAUGAGCUUGUGGUCAUGUGUAGGUGGACCAAGACAGAAACAAGGGAAAAGGUAUGUGUGUGUAUGUGCGCGCGCGUGUGUGUGUGUGUGUGUGUGUGUGUCACACAGGUGGUCUGAGGAACUGGUGCUUGCAACGAAAAGAGGACUGCCGGCUGAAUCUGCUUCUUCUCCCUGUGAUCUCAGUGCGAUCUGUUCAGGUUUCUUUUGGUCCGGCUCUGUUUUUCUACGACAACCACGACUCAAGCAUGUGGCAUUUUUUUCUCUGUCUCUCUAGUAUGUGGUGGAUGUUCAUUUUUACAUGAAGUAUUUAUUAGUUCAGCACUGUCAUGGUCAGGAGCUCAGCUGCAGCACUAAAAUCCUUCCUUCCCUCCGGAAGCGCCUCUCCUUUGGACUCAUUUGGACAAAAGGAGGGGACAUCGGGAGAUUUCUGUCGCUCUUUUCAGAAAAUCCGAAGCAAGGGACCUUUGUAAUACCCCUUUAGGACUGUUGGGCUGCUCUGCUGUCCCAACAAAAAACAAACAACAAUCUCUUCCUGCGUGGACUGUCGAAUCUGUCGAAUCAGGCUGGCAUUACCGAUUUUGCCUCACCAGGGAUCUCCAAAAACCUGCUGCUCUGAACUGUCUUCUUCUUUUGUCGCGUGGGGAGCUCCUCAGGUCUCCCUCAGACAUCCGUUGGCCUUUCACGCAUCGUGGUACUAUCGUCUAUUUAUUCAACCGCUUUUUAAACUAGACGCUGAUCGUGUAGCACUGGAUAUGUGUAUAGCGAGGAAAAAAAAAAUAAAAAGUUAACGACGGUCAUUUUAAAUACUAUUGUUGGAACAUCCUUUUUCUUGAGGGUGGCAAAAGAGGGUGAAUGAUAGGCUUUGGUACAAAAAUGAUGCUUUUUUUUGUUUUUUUUGUUUUAGCUUUUCUUUUUUCUUUUUUUUAAUUAUUAUUAUUGAAGCAAUGUGGUAUAAAGUUUGAGCUGAUGUUAUGUGUUUUCAUCAUAACGGGAAUUCUCUGAUGUUUAGAGCUUAGUUGUGUUUUCUCUCUCCACUGGGCACUCUUGAAUUGUCCUGUG
Molecule: messenger RNA, 6170 nt
Organism: Seriola dumerili (greater amberjack)
Lineage: Eukaryota; Metazoa; Chordata; Actinopteri; Carangiformes; Carangidae
Gene: camsap1b
Product: calmodulin-regulated spectrin-associated protein 1-B-like
Exons: 18
Coding region: 315-4973 (1552 amino acids)
Biological process (GO): cytoplasmic microtubule organization; negative regulation of microtubule depolymerization; neuron projection development
Cellular component (GO): microtubule minus-end
Molecular function (GO): spectrin binding; calmodulin binding; microtubule minus-end binding
Source: RefSeq, a predicted model, not a curated record